GACUUCUGUGUAGGGUUUUUGUCAUCGCGGGGUUGAACAGAUCCAGAUAAAUACCUUUCUUUCCCAAAUGCCGCUUCUAUCCAUUUAUAACAAUUACAUUUUGCGUCCAAUAAAGCAGAAACUAUAGGAAAUAACAAGAUAGUAUGCCUAUCCAACGUCUGUCCGAACCACCAACUGACGGCAGUUCCUACGUCAUCCCUCAGCUCGAGGGAGAGCGCAUCUCGAUUCCCGGCAGCAAGAGCAUGUUCCGCAUCCUUGCAUCUGCUAUUCAGACAGAAGGUGCACUGUCUGUAUUUUCUUCCGGAUCCGCACUUGCUGAUGCUCCGGGUUUUCAUCACCAUAACGAGGCGCACGACGUCUUUCUUGUCACCAAGGGUUUUCUUAAGAUCUGGAUCGGAGACAAGUGCAAGAUCCUGGGCCCUGGCGACUUUGCGUCCGUUCCUCCUGGUGUGGUCCACAACCCCCACUGGCUAGGACCUCACACUGAAACCUACGGACUCGUCAGUCCCGGCGAGUGGCUCGACUUCUUCCGCUACAUCAGCGAGCCCAGUAACAGCAUUCUCCUGCCCGAGUUUGACGACCGCCACAUUCUCGAGAUUCUGAUCCCAAAAGUCAUGGCUGCAAAGGGAAAGUACGAUGUUGUCUUCCACCCUACUCAUGUGGGUUGCGAAGUCUCCGAGCUCGAUGAUAGCGACAAGGUGCUCCCUGAUGGACUUGAGCCCUAUUAUCUCGUUGCAAACACCGGGCCACGUUGGAUCCUAGGCGGUGUACUUUCGAGACCGUUCAUCACCACCAAGCAGAGCUCAGGAAAGUUUGCUAUUUCCAGUAUCGAGUCCAGCUCAGAGCUCAAGCCCACGCUUCCAACAAUGCAGUUUCCCAAAGUCCAUCACUGUUUCUGCGUCUUCGAAGGUGUCUUGGAGGCCACUGUAGGCGACAACGAGCCCUGUCUUGUUCGCGAGGGUGAGACUCUCUUCGUCACUGCAAACACUCCUUUUACUUUCAAGUUUGCUAGCAGAUUUGUUCGUCUUUGGAGUUUUACCACCGGUGAUGGCAUUGAAGCUGUCAUUCAUAAGGCUGGGGUUCCUUUCAAGGGCAUUGUCUUGCCCGAUACCGCAGAAUCUUUUGAUGGCAAGAAAUUUGAAGCUGCCUGCUCUGAACUAGGUGUUGAGCUGCUUUAGAUUACUUACUAUAUGUCUCUUGAAUAAACUCCUAUGAUUAUAUAAAUUCAU
This is a messenger RNA of Myxozyma melibiosi, 1229 nucleotides long. RefSeq names its product cupin domain protein. The record is from RefSeq and is a predicted model, not a curated record. The transcript is spliced from 2 exons. NCBI's taxonomy places the organism in Eukaryota, Fungi, Ascomycota, Lipomycetes, Lipomycetales, Lipomycetaceae. The coding region runs from base 144 to 1178 and encodes 344 amino acids.